Molecule: messenger RNA, 899 nt
Organism: Phialemonium atrogriseum
Lineage: Eukaryota; Fungi; Ascomycota; Sordariomycetes; Cephalothecales; Cephalothecaceae
Exons: 3
Coding region: 243-710 (155 amino acids)
Source: RefSeq, a predicted model, not a curated record
GGCCCACAGUUCAGUCCCAAAAAUGGCCGAAGAAAGUAAUCUUGACCAAUCAGACGUGGUGCUCGCUUCGCAUGGGGCCAGGGCUACAAUAGCAGGGUACUGUUCCCCUACCCCCCUGGAUUUCAAGACCAUAAUUCAAUCACUCUACCAUCAAACAAGAACCACAAGGAGUUUGCGACCAUCGCUGCGAUGUCGUUGCAAAUAAAUUCGAAUCAAAAGGUACCGUCAAUCCGACAGCAAAAAUGGCACCUCACAACGCGCAGUGGGAGGCCCAGAUCGAGGGCUUGCGGAAGAACCGGCGCCUCCUUGUCGCCCGCGGCAUCCCCUUCAAUGCCACGCGGGCUGCAUUCGAGACCGGCCUCAUGGCCAAGCUCGCCAAGCCCAACUCCAUCAACUUCCUCUGGCCGCCGCCGUCUUCGGCCAAUUACAGCAACCAGACUCGUCAUUCGGGCUGGGUGAUGCUCGCGUUCAAUCAGCGGACCGAUAUCAUUCUGGCCCAGGCCGACCUCAAGGAGUACAAGUUCAGCGGCCAUCGGAUCAAGAUUGAUCGAGCAAUAAGCAGGGUUGCGUAUACCUCAGGCUCCUCGACCAAGCGGGCGGCCGCGCCCGCCACAACGGCUCCCACCAUCGUAGCUCCUACGACCACCGCUCCCACCACCACUGCUACGAACCCCUUCAGCCCCCCCGGUCCAACCCAGCCAGGCUUAUGACAUCGCCGGCCCCAUCCCCUCCGACUCUUUCGAGAAGACUCCCUUUGUGUCGCGGGACGUUCUGAUAUGGGACGGCGAUGAGGUUCCCGACGAGGAGGACGAGAACCAGAAUAAAUGGGGAGAACGACGACGAGGCAUACCUGGACGACUAGGAGGAGGAUGAGCAGCAUAAACGAUGCUCGAGCCGCC